GAUUUCGUUAUAUAAAGUUUAUAUGGAAGACUAGUUAAUUCAGUCUGAAUAUAUAGACUACCAAUGUCAAUGUAUUAGGCCUGUACUGCUGUUAUCUUAGGUCAACAGAAGCCCCCUUGUUUUAUAGUGCUAAAUGAAAGUACUUUGCAUACAAUGUAUGGGUAUACAUUCUGUGUGUAGGCACUUGUGUUGUAGAUGUAUCGCAUAUUAUGUGUAGAGGCAGUAUAUCAUCAGUGUUCAAGUGAAUGUCUCAACAGUGAAGUUGCUAGUUGCAACUGUCUUCAAAAGUUUGAUUUCCAGUGAUUGUGGAGCAUUUUACAGACCCGAAUUGGUAAGAACUCACUUAAUAUAAUAGUGGUAGUUAAUGUUGAAUUGUUUUAUGAAGUAAUGUAAGCUUAGGAGAGAAUAUUAGUUAUCUUUCUUGUUUGUUAUAUAUAGUUUGGAACUUGAAAGGCAAGGAAAGUUAUGUGUGUGCUCUUCCAGUGUACUAAGGAGAUGCGUGCAUUGUACUGUACUCUCUCUUUCUCUCUCUCUCUCUCUCUCUCCCUCUCUAUCCCUUUCUUCAGCUCUCUAUGCAUGUUUGUUACAGUGCCACUGUAAUGGUGGUGACUGCAUUAUAAUGUAUUAUAAUGUAUUUUAAGACAGGUACUUUCUUAUCUAGUAGGAUAUUAUUCUUUAUACUUGUAGUUGUUUUGUUGCAGCAUAUAUAUGUAAAUAGACUGCGUAAUUAGUUAAUUACAUACAUGCAAGUUGACUUAUAUUUUCAUUGUCUAGCCAAGGUUUAUAACUUGUUGCUUAUAAAACAAAGAGACAGUUUUGGAGUACAUGUAGUCAGUAUUAUGUAGGUUCAAUCUCUUUAUUAAGCUAUUUUGACAUGAUAUGUAUGCACAUGUAUUGUUGUAGUGUCUCAUAAGUAUGAACAUUAUGUAGUUUGUUUCUCUUUCUGUUGUGUUACAGAUUGUUAUCUGAAGGUUGAGUGACCAUACGACCAGUGAAUAAACGACAGUUCGUGAACUUUAACUGAAUCUUCGUACCUCGUCAUUUCAAUCUUGUGAAUAACAACUUUAGGGUGUUUGUGUAAUCGUCGAAACUCCUCGGUUUACUAGUUGUAAACGGAGGCAGCCACAAUAACAAUCAAGGAUCUGCAUGUGCAUCCAGUUAGUUGAAAGGCAAAGUAGCCUGUGCAUCCAGUUAGCUGAAUGGCUAAGUAGCCUGUGCAUCCAGUUAGCUGAAUGACAAUCAACGUCUGUUAUUCGAAGUCGAAUAACAAUCAAGGAUCUGCAUGUGCAUCCAGUUAGCUGAAUGGCUAAGUAGCCUGUGUAUCCAGUUAGCUGAAUGGCAAAGUAGCCUGUGCAUCCAGUUAGCUGAAUAAGAAUCAAGGAUCUGCAUGUGCAUCCAGUAAGCUGAAUGGCAAAGUAGCCAUAGACUUAAACGAAUAGUGAAUUGUAUAAGUUACCAUGGCGACGGCCACUAGUCUCCCUGAUAAGCUCGAGGAAGGGAGCGUUAAAAGUAAGCGCUCCGUGCAAAGGGAAAGAAUUCUCCAAGCGUUCCAUGCUGAACUCCAGAUGAUGGAUCAGGAAGAUGAACUCAAAAGAAUUGAGUUUGCCAGAAAGCAAGAAGAAGCAACUUCAAGAUUGAGAAAACUCACCAAGCAGUUCAAUGAGAGAAGGGCAAAACUUGAAGGAAACAGGGAUGACAUUGAAUAUUCAGAGACCCAUUCUGUCAAAUUAGAUCUUCCUGAGGAGAAAAGGGAGGACUCCAUCCAGAGAUAUUUGCAACCCCAAGAUAGUGUAGCACAGCAGAGCCUUCAACAGCUAAGGAGUGAUGUCACUCCUGUGUAUGAAUCGAAUGGGUUGCAAAAGGUAGCUGAAUCACUCGCAGAGGUAGCAAGGUCGAUGGCUAUACAAAGUGCUAGCUCUCAGCAGGUCGCUGUGACCAGUCAGUUGCCGCACAUCGAUCUUCCCGUAUUCAGUGGAGACCCCCUCCAGUAUCCCCUCUGGAAAAAUGCAUUCGUGAGCCUCGUAGACAGGAAUCCAGUUGAUCAUCCUACAAAGCUGCAUCACCUGAAUAACUCUGUGGCUGGAGCACCAAAGAAGUUGGUGCAGCACUAUCUUCUUCUCGGCACUGAGGAUGCCUACCACAAAGCAUGUGGAGCACUCGCAGAACAAUACGGAAGCCAGAGCGUGGUGUCUGCUGCCUUCACAAAGUAUGAAGGUUCCUCAAAGUGCACCAACGUCUGUUCCUUACCAGACCAGGACAGGAAAGAACACCGCAUGAUUGUGCCUGUGUGGGUACGGCAUGCUAGCAACCCAGGCAACGAGAUUGUACAAUACGCGAUCCUGGAUGACCAAUCCAACGUUGGAUUUGUGUCGAAAGCAUUGUGUGAGAAGAUGUGUGUAGAUGGAACAGAUACUAAUCUUCAAUUGACAACAAUGCACGAGAGUACGCGCAUCAAAACCUCAAGGAUCUGUGGACUUGAAGUGCUGGACUUCAAGAAGGAGCAUGUGGUCACACUACCAGCAUGCUAUCAGAGGGACGACGUUCCAGCUAGGAGAUCACAAAUUCCUAAGGGUGAAGUAAUGAGGAGGUGGGCUCAUCUGUUCCCCAUUGCCAACGACCUCAUGCCAUACCCUCACUUUGCCUACGCCAAUCGGGCAAAGGAAGUAUUCUCCCCAGAGAGAGUUCUCAACGUGCUGGAGAAGGAUAUCAUCGAAAUGAAUCAGAAGGGAAAGCCCUAUUCCAUCGACGAGAUGAAGUUCAUGAGCAUGUUGGAGAAAGGAGUCAGGAAGACAGAGGAUGGACACUACGAGAUGCCCCUACCUCUGAAGUCCAAGGAGAUGUCACUUCCGUACAACAAGCCCCUUGCCAUCAAGAGAUGGAAUCAAUUGACUGCCAGAUUCAGGAAGAACCAAAUGUUCCAGGAGGAUUACACCGAGUUCAUGAAGGGUGUGAUCGCUGAUCAUGCGGAAAGGGUGCCGCCAGAUAGACUAAAUGCUACGGUCAGUGUUCGUACAUCAGAAAGGUCAAGGUACUGAUAGCAGACGGAAUAUUGGACAAUGAGGGAAAGCGUAAACGCCCUCCCGUUGAACUUGAUAGACCUAUCCAGAAGUUGGUACUGUUGUUACCAGUUGAAAAGUGAUUUUGACUGUCACAAGUGAAGACCAGUGUAUAUUCCCCCUCAAGGAGCCUUUGAUAUUAAAUCGCGAACAAUGUUUUCAGCUCAUCCGAACAAUAAGCUAGGAUUAAGAAACGCGAGUUUCGUAAACAGUUAUGUUUUAUAGUCUUCACCUUUUAAAAGUAUUGCAAGGUGAUAGAUAUUUCAGAUUUGUAUUUAUGUACAUGUGUAUUGAUUUUAAGUGUAUGAUAAUGUCUUGUUUUAAAGUGUAAAUGGACAAGCCAUUUAAAGGAGCCAUGUCACUACAGCAGUGUGUAGUGAGGAUUGUUACAAGAUUUCGUUAUAUAAAGUUUAUAUGGAAGACUAGUUAAUUCAGUCUGAAUAUAUAGACUACCAAUGUCAAUGUAUUAGGCCUGUACUGCUGUUAUCUUAGGUCAACAGAAGCCCCCUUGUUUUAUAGUGCUAAAUGAAAGUACUUUGCAUACAAUGUAUGGGUAUACAUUCUGUGUGUAGGCACUUGUGUUGUAGAUGUAUCGCAUAUUAUGUGUAGAGGCAGUAUAUCAUCAGUGUUCAAGUGAAUGUCUCAACAGUGAAGUUGCUAGUUGCAACUGUCUUCAAAAGUUUGAUUUCCAGUGAUUGUGGAGCAUUUUACAGACCCGAAUUGGUAAGAACUCACUUAAUAUAAUAGUGGUAGUUAAUGUUGAAUUGUUUUAUGAAGUAAUGUAAGCUUAGGAGAGAAUAUUAGUUAUCUUUCUUGUUUGUUAUAUAUAGUUUGGAACUUGAAAGGCAAGGAAAGUUAUGUGUGUGCUCUUCCAGUGUACUAAGGAGAUGCGUGCAUUGUACUGUACUCUCUCUUUCUCUCUCUCUCUCUCUCUCUCCCUCUCUAUCCCUUUCUUCAGCUCUCUAUGCAUGUUUGUUACAGUGCCACUGUAAUGGUGGUGACUGCAUUAUAAUG
Strongylocentrotus purpuratus (purple sea urchin) is the source of this 4070-nucleotide messenger RNA. RefSeq lists its product as uncharacterized. The transcript is spliced from 2 exons. The record is from RefSeq and is a predicted model, not a curated record. Lineage: Eukaryota; Metazoa; Echinodermata; Echinoidea; Camarodonta; Strongylocentrotidae. The coding region runs from base 1458 to 3035 and encodes 525 amino acids.